Cladocopium goreaui is the source of this 510-nucleotide messenger RNA. The record is from the annotation of a GenBank genome assembly. Lineage: Eukaryota; Dinophyceae; Suessiales; Symbiodiniaceae.
GCCUCUUUGGGCCCAAAACCAGCCAGCCGUGAAAGCAGCUGCGGUCAGAGAACGAGGCCAUGCUGCAAAGACGCCGAUCAGCAGGUGUCACUUUGAUUGCACUGCUGACUCUGGUAGUUUGCAACCUUGCAGGCGACUGGCUAUUCACCUCUCCAAGAAGUACAUUGACGCGACGAGCUGCCGCGGACAAGGUGCCACCGCCACGAGAUCUAGAGCCUCAGUUGAGUCCUGAUGAUCCCUAUGAGAUGCCGCGGACUCCGGAAGAUGAAAAAGAUAUGAAUUUCUGGAAGAGUGACUUUGAUGACCUGCCAGCAGAGGAGAAGUUGAGGAGCCCUCUGGUGGUGCUUGGUUUUUUCUUCUUGGCUCUGCCAUUCGUGGCUGGUGUCUAUUACCUUGUGACCGGAGGAGGGCUAGACGAAUGAGAUGUAGGAUUCAGUUUUCAGCCCGGACUUUCAAGAUGUUCCAUGGCCCAAGACAUAUCAAACACUUACCCAGCGGACCAUCUUUGAG